AUGACAGCCGACACGGCUCCCGUGGUGGCUCGACUGCGCCGCCGGCAACACUUCCAUCACCCGCCCGAGGAGCGUGCACACCACCCCGAGACCCUGCCUUUCCUCGGACGCGCUGUUCGCUAUAUCCCCCACGUUGCCAGACAGGAGUCUAGCGCCAAUACAUCCCCCCCUCCGAGCUCGAGCACCAACGAUGCGUCACCACCAGCUAAGAACGAUACCCCAGCCCCUAAUGUCGACACCCAAUCCCCCAGCGUCCCUUCCUCCGGCGUCACCGAUACCCCGCCUCCCAACGUCACCCACAUCACCCCUUCCCCGAGCGAGGCCGCCAAGGUAGACGGCGUGUCGACCGACGAUACCCAUCAGCAGACUCCGCCUGAGUCGACGCCGACGCCCGAUCCCGCCCCUUCCACAGACCCCGCACCGCAAGGGACUUCCUCCUCUUCCGAGUCCGCUCCGCCUGCCGAAACGACCAACAAGCAGAUCGCGGCGGCCAAGUCACAGGAGGUCUGGCAGGCACCACCAGAGACAUCCAUUACACAGGAAUUGGCCGCUGGCCCAACCCAGGAAACUUUUGGCCAGCCAAGCCAAACCACAGCUGCUGCCUCUGCUGAGUCCACCACCGCUGCUGAUACUCCUACAAGCUCAGAAGUCGUUGCUGGCAUCAUCGGUGCUGUCUCGUCCUCGUCAUCUGCUCUCGCCAGUUCAUCCGCGGCUGCCGUUGCAGGCAUUGCAUCUUCGCGCUCGGUCGCGCCUGGGGGGACAUCCCUGACGCCAAAAGUCCAUCCCACCAGCCCAGGUGUGACUGCCUCACCGUCUCGUGCUGCCUCUCCCUCAACUAAUGCCUCAAACUCUGCCACAGCGGCCAGUGCAGGGUCUGAGAACGAGAGCCUCUCCGCUGGAGCGAAAGCGGGUAUCGCAAUCGGCGUUAUCGCUGCCAUCGGCGUGGCCCUGUUGGUCAUCAUGUUCUGUGUUCGCCGUAGCAAGCGCAGCAAAAUCAUCAGCACGCCCGCUGAGUCAAACCCGUACGCCUUUAGCACCUACGGCGCAGCGUUGGAAAAAGGAGGCGCAAGCGACCUGCGCCGCAAUGGCACGCAGCACUCUGCACUCGACUUCUCUGACGGGCCGCUUCCAAACCAACGCUCGCGUUGGAGGCAUCUCUCGACAUUUGCCGUCCCCUUUGCCAAUCAAGGGAGGUCACGCGGUAGCGUGGGGCCUGGCCUGGCGGGCGUGGGGUCCAGCCCGACCCGGCUCGACUUGACCAAGCCCAGCAUGAACCAAGCCCAGGGAGCGUACCCGUACGCGCGCAGCGACUCGGACGACGACCACAGCCAGGUCAUGCAGCUCGACGACGACGCCUCUCAUUUCCGCAACACGCACUACGAGGAAUGGCUAGCGUACGACAAUGCCGGCGUCUUCAACUCCCCCACCGACUCCCCUGCCGCAAACCCAUCGCCAUCCCGUAUCCGCCAACCACAGGCGAGACGCGUCCCUGUCCCCCCCCUUGACCCCGACCCGUUCGCGGACCCCCAAGUGCAAACGCCAACGCGGCCGUCCCCCGCACGCAGCCGCACCCUCGAAAACAUGUACGGCAUCUGCGCGGAAGAGGCACCCGUCGUCCAGCACACACAGUACCGCGUCACCCCUCCACCCGUGCAGGCUCAAAUUGCACAGCAUCAAUAUGCCACGGUCGAGGUCGGCCAUGCUGUCUAA
Messenger RNA from Cutaneotrichosporon cavernicola, 1710 nucleotides. RefSeq lists its product as uncharacterized. The record is from RefSeq and is a predicted model, not a curated record. Lineage: Eukaryota; Fungi; Basidiomycota; Tremellomycetes; Trichosporonales; Trichosporonaceae. The transcript is spliced from 4 exons. Bases 1 to 1710 code for a protein of 569 amino acids.